AGUGCGCCACGUGACAAACGAAACAUACAUAUUCCGAUGAUGAACGGUUCGGUUCCGAGUGAGAACGGUGGCGAGGGAUCGGCUCUGAUAUUCCUGGGAACGGGAUGUUCGAGCGCGGUUCCUAACGCAAUGUGUUUGAUCCAGAAAUCAGAUCCUCCCUGCUACGUCUGCUCGCAGUCUCUCUCGAUCCCGCCAGAGAAAAACCCUAACUACAGGGGAAACACUUCACUUCUAAUUGAUUAUUGCCAAAGUGAUGGCAAACAUAAAUACAUUCAAAUCGACGUUGGCAAGACCUUCAGGGAACAAGUCCUUCGUUGGUUCACUCUUCACAACAUUCCUCAAGUUGAUUCUAUCAUUUUAACCCAUGAGCAUGCUGAUGCAGUACUUGGCCUGGAUGAUAUACGCUCCGUGCAACCAUUUAGUCCUACCAAUGAUAUAGAUCCUACUCCUAUUUUCGUAAGCCAAUAUGCUAUGGACAGUCUUGCUGUGAAGUUCCCGUAUCUGGUUCAGAAGAAACUUAAAGAAGGCCAAGAAGUUAGGCGGGUUACACAGCUGGACUGGAGAGUAAUCGAAGAAGAUUGUGAGAAGCCAUUUUUAGCUUCAGACUUAUCAUUCACGCCACUUCCAGUGAUGCAUGGAGAAGACUACGUCUGCCUUGGUUUCCUUUUUGGAGAAAAAUCAAGAGUGGCGUAUAUAUCUGAUGUGUCACGCUUUCCUCCAAGCACUGAGUAUGUCAUAUCAAAAUCUGGUGGUGGACAAUUGGAUCUUCUUAUCUUGGAUACAUUAUAUAAGACAGGAUCCCACAACACCCACUUAUGUUUCCCGCAGACACUAGAGACGAUCAAAAGACUGAGUCCCAAAAGGGCUCUUCUAAUCGGAAUGACUCACGAGUUUGAUCACCACAAGGACAAUGAGUUUCUUGAUGAAUGGUCUAAAAGGGAAGGGAUCUCGGUAAAACUUGCGCAUGAUGGCUUGAGAGUCCCUAUCGACCUAUGAAGAGGUAACAAAAACAUUACUUGGCCUUCUCAUUAAAUCUUUUUAGGCUGAGCAUCUAAAUCAGAAGAUGAGGAUACAAAGAGAGAAAGAGAGAGACGGAAAUGAGAAAACGGCUCUCUUCAAGAUGCACUAAAACCUUCUUUUUGUUGUUGUUGUUUAAACCUUUAAUCUUAAGUUGGGAUCUUUGUGUCUUUGCCAAAUUAUAGUUUAGCAUUUAAACCCUUUGCUUUAUUAUCUUUUUGCAUUUUUCCUGAUAUACUUGUUAAAAUAAUAACAAAAGAAAGAAAAAGCAGUUCAUCGUAAAACUAUUUUAUGGUUGAAAUUUUGAUUACUACAUUAGUCAGAUUUU
Molecule: messenger RNA, 1345 nt
Organism: Brassica rapa (field mustard)
Lineage: Eukaryota; Viridiplantae; Streptophyta; Magnoliopsida; Brassicales; Brassicaceae
Product: putative hydrolase C777.06c
Source: RefSeq, a predicted model, not a curated record